Messenger RNA from Odocoileus virginianus texanus, 1920 nucleotides. It is a transcript of the gene RXYLT1, whose product is annotated as ribitol xylosyltransferase 1. NCBI's taxonomy places the organism in Eukaryota, Metazoa, Chordata, Mammalia, Artiodactyla, Cervidae. Gene Ontology annotation, molecular function: ribitol beta-1,4-xylosyltransferase activity. Gene Ontology annotation, biological process: protein O-linked glycosylation via mannose. Gene Ontology annotation, cellular component: Golgi apparatus. The record is from RefSeq and is a predicted model, not a curated record.
GGGUCCGUUGCUGGUGACUCCCUACCGCAGCGCCUGGGCCUGCACCCGACGCCGACCGGACCGCGGCGCCGAACGGCAGCCUAGUCCCUGGCCCAUCUCCAUGUUGGUGGCGGCCUGAGCGGAAGCCCGAGUGGGAUGCGGCUGACGCGGAAGCGUCUCUGCUCGAUUUUCAUCGCCGUGUACUGCCUCUUCUCGCUCUACGCCGCCUACCACGUCUUCUUCGGGCGCCGCCGCCGGACGCCGGACGCGCCUUUGCGGGGCCUCAGGAAGGGGGUUGUUCCGGUGCGGGAGAGGCGCGGCCGAGAACAAUCUACUUUGAGAAGUGAAGAAUGGAAUCCUUGGGAAGAAGAUGAAAAAAAUGAACAACAACACAGGCUUAAAACUAGCCUUCAGAUAUUAAAUAAGUCCACAAAAGAGAAAAAACACUUCCAUGUACAAAUCUGGGGCAAAGCUGCCAUUGGUUUGUAUCUCUGGGAGCAUAUUUUCGAAGGUUUACUUGAACCCACUGAUGUGACUGCUCAGUGGAGAGAAGGAAAUUCAGUUGUUGGAAGAACACAUUACAGCUUCAUCACUGGUCCGGCUGUGGUCCCCGGGUACUUCUCUGUUGAUGUGAACAACGUGGUCCUUGUUCUAAAUGGAAGGGAAAAGGCGAAGGUCUUUUAUGCCACCCAGUGGUUACUUUAUGCACAGAAUCUAGUGCAAACUCAAAGACUCCAGCAUCUUGCUGUUGUUUUGCUAGGAAAUGAACAUUGUAAUAAUGACUGGAUAAGCCAAUUCCUCAAAAGAAAUGGAGGCUCUGUGGAACGACUUUUCAUAAUAUAUGACAGCCCCUGGAUUAAUGACGUGGAUGUUUUUCAGUGGCCUUUAGGAGUAGCAACAUACAGGAAUUUUCCUGUGGUGGAAGUGAAUUGGUCAAUGCUACAUAAUGAAAGGCCAUACUUGUGUAAUUUUGUAGGAACUGUUUAUGAAAAUUCAUCCAGACAAGCACUAAUGAAAAUUUUGAAACAGGAUGGGAAUGAUAAGCUUUGCUGGGUUUCAGCAAGAGAACAGUGGCAGCCUCAAGAAACCAAUGAAAGCCUUAAGAAUUACCAAGAUGCUCUGCUCGAGAGCGAUCUCACGCUGUGCCCGGCAGGAGUGAACACGGAGUGUUACAGAAUAUACGAGGCUUGCUCCUGUGGCUCUGUUCCUGUGGUGGAGGAUGUGAUGACGGCUGGCGGCUGUGGAAAUUCGUCUGUGCACCUUAACGCUCCCCUGCAGCUGCUCAAGGCCAUGAAUGCUCCUUUCAUCUUCAUUCAGAACUGGGAGGAGCUUCCUGCUAUCUUAGAAAAAGAGAAGACUAUAAAUUUAGAGGAAAAGAUUCAAAGAAGAAAAAGAUUACUUCACUGGUAUCAACACUUCAAAACAGAGCUAAAAAUGAGGUUUACUAAUAUUUUAGAAAGUUCAUUUUUAAAGAACAAUAAAAAUUAACUGUAAUUCAUUUUUUUCAAGCCAAGGUCUGAGUUUUUGAAUCAUUUCUAAUGCUGUGUGUGUAUUUAGAAAUGUUCUCUAAGGUACCCCGUAGACUCUAGAUUAUGUCUGUGGUAUUGACCAAGUACAGCCUUAUUGGACCACUCCUGAAAAUAAAGUUAAAAUGUACUCAGACUCAUCUGUACAAAGUUGAGUGAUAGAGCAUUUAUUAAUGCUUCUCACUCGUUUAAAUCUGCUCGAGGGAAGCAGCAUGGUUUAGUGGAAAGACUGGGCUGUGGAGUCAGACAAAGCCCGGGUUGACCCCUCACUGCUGUGCCUACUGUCGGGAACCUUGAGCAAGCCACCUCGUUUUGAGUGUAGGUUCCUUUCCAUGUAGAACGGAGAUCAUGGUACCUCAUGGAGUUGAUUAUAAAUAUGAAAUGAAAUGAUAUAUAAAGUACUCAGUAAUUGAAA